CAGGCAUAGUGGUUCAUGCACCACCCCACCUAUAUUUUUCUGUUUUCUAUAUAUAUCUCUGGGUACCAGCGCAUAGCUACAAAAGAAACACACUUCCAAUCCCUGUCUGACCCAUUAACGCAACCAUAAUUCUUUUCCAGUUUCAGAGAGCAAACAAAGAGGAGAGAAAAUGGGUGGUUUAGAGAACGCAGCUAAUGACAACAAAACCUCUGUUUCUGCUGGUAAUGGCACCAAGAACGUCCCCUCCCCGGAUUCCAUUAUCAAUCUUGAUCAGGGCGAUCCGACGAUGUUCGAGCCUUAUUGGAGGAAACAAGGCGACAAGUGUACGAUGGUGAUCUCAGGAAGUGACUUGAUGAGCUACUUCAGCGAUAUUGGAAACGUAUGCUGGUUCCUAGAACCACAACUCUCUGAUGCCAUCAAGCGGCUUCAUCGGACGGUCGGAAAUGCAGUAUCAGAUGAUCGGUACAUCGUGGUAGGGACAGGCUCGACUCAGCUCUACCAGGCUGCGCUUUACGCUCUUGCUUCUUCUUCCGGUGGGCCUGAGCCCAUCAGUGUUGUGUGCGCUGCUCCUUACUACUCGUCGUAUAAAGAGGAGACGGACUUCCUGCGUUCCAGGCUCUACAAAUGGGCCGGUGAUGCUUAUGCAUAUGAUAAAAAUGAACCUUACAUUGAGGUUGUCACUUCACCAAAUAAUCCUGAUGGUGCUAUCAGAGAAACUGUGGUCAACCGAGGUGAAGGAAAGCACAUUUAUGAUCUGGCCUAUUAUUGGCCCCAGUACACAGCAAUUACUCGUCCAGCUGAUUAUGAUAUAAUGCUGUUUACAUUCUCGAAAAGCACCGGGCAUGCCGGUUCCCGAAUUGGAUGGGCACUUGUUAAGGAAAAAGAGGUGGCAAGGAUGAUGACUAAAUUCAUAGAGGUUAGCUCUAUUGGCAUAUCUAAAGAAUCCCAGAUUCGAGCUGCAAAAAUUCUUGGAGUGGUUACUGAAAACUGUCAACAUUUUGGGACUCCUGAAUCAGAAAAUUUUUUCGAGUACGGCCAGUGCCUGAUGGCUGAGAGAUGGAAGAAAUUGCGAGAAAUCGUUAAGAACAGUAAAAUUUUCACUCUGCCCAAGUACCCACAAGAAUGGUGCAACUUCAGUGAGAAGUACAUUGAAUCAAAUCCUGCCUUUGCUUGGCUGAAGUACAAGGAAGAUGCAGACUGCGAGGGUCUUUUAAGAGCACAUAAGAUACUGACAAGAGGCGGCGAGCGUUUUGGAGCCGGUCGAAACUACGUCAGGGUUAGUAUGCUGAGUCGAGAAGAUGCAUUUAACCAAUUUCUGGAGAGGUUAUUGGCAAUCGAAGGCCAGGCCUGAAAGGAUAAGAGAAAGAGGAAAGCUUGAUAUUUCGUAUGCAUAGAGUAGGUUUAUGUUUAGAACCCCGGGGAUGACAAUUGCUCAGUUCUAGAUCAUCCAUCAGGAGGUUAAGUUCAUUUCAAAUUUCAGCUCUAAGUUAUAGGCAGACACAGUUGGGGCACCUUUGAAUUUGUAUAGAAACAGAUGAAAUGGUGACAGGAGUUGCACUUUCCUAAUAUGUCGUUGCUUCAAUAAUAAAGAUUACUUGCUUAUGCCA
Molecule: messenger RNA, 1607 nt
Organism: Ricinus communis (castor bean)
Lineage: Eukaryota; Viridiplantae; Streptophyta; Magnoliopsida; Malpighiales; Euphorbiaceae
Product: L-tryptophan--pyruvate aminotransferase 1
Exons: 5
Coding region: 170-1351 (393 amino acids)
Biological process (GO): amino acid metabolic process
Molecular function (GO): carbon-sulfur lyase activity; transaminase activity
Source: RefSeq, a predicted model, not a curated record